This is a messenger RNA of Drosophila yakuba, 372 nucleotides long. RefSeq names its product larval cuticle protein 1. The record is from RefSeq and is a predicted model, not a curated record. The annotation marks the transcript as partial. Lineage: Eukaryota; Metazoa; Arthropoda; Insecta; Diptera; Drosophilidae. The transcript is spliced from 2 exons.
UUUCAGGUGAUGUUUUGCGCAGUUUUCGGCCUGGCGGUGGCGAAUCCCCCAGUGCCCCAUUCCGUAGGACGUUCCGAGAAUGUCCACGCCGAUGUCCCUUUCCGAUCCGAUGACGUUCAUGCCGAAGGAUUCGAUUCUAGUCUGCACACCUUCAACGGAACUGAGCUGGCCGCCAGCGGAGACGUUAAUGGCAACAUCCAUGGCAACUUCGGAUAUAUCGCCUCUGAGACCGAAUACCAACUCCCGGAGGCCUGGAUCCCGACCGUCGCUAAAGCCAUCGCCUGGCUGGAGUCCCACCCAACACAACCAUCGCCGAUGUACAGUCCCCCGGGCUCGCAAUUGCUAACGGCAGAAACCAGUUCGCAACCUUGA